Oxyura jamaicensis (ruddy duck) is the source of this 16178-nucleotide messenger RNA. It is a transcript of the gene KMT2D, whose product is annotated as lysine methyltransferase 2D. The record is from RefSeq and is a predicted model, not a curated record. Lineage: Eukaryota; Metazoa; Chordata; Aves; Anseriformes; Anatidae. Gene Ontology annotation, biological process: positive regulation of transcription by RNA polymerase II. Gene Ontology annotation, molecular function: histone binding; histone H3K4 methyltransferase activity; transcription coactivator activity. Gene Ontology annotation, cellular component: MLL3/4 complex; nucleus.
GGCACCCAAAGGGGUCCAGGGCCCCGCUCACGCCUCUCGCGCUCUUGCAGCCGCGCGCCUCUCCGGAGGGACGCAGGAGGCAGGAUGGACGAACAGAAAGCGCCCGGCGAGGACAAGGACGCGGACGCGCCAGCCGACGCGGCCGCGCCCUCGGAGGAGAUGGGCAGCGCCGAGGGGGACCCCCUGAAACCCCCCGAAGGAGCCUCCGCGGGGCCGGGGCUGGAGAGCGCGGACACGAGGGGAUCUCCCCAGGCCGGCAGCGCGCCAGCCCGCCGCUGCGCCCUCUGCAACUGUGGGGACUGGAGCCUGCACGGGCAGCGGGAGCUGCAGCGCUUCGAGCCGGAGCCCGACUGGUCCGAGCGCCUGGGGGGGGCUCCAACCCCCGAGGGUCCCGACGAAGCCCCCCGGGAGCUGGAGCCGGCGGGCGAUGACCUGGCGCAGGUUGGCUUCUCCGAGCGAGUGUCUGCGGCGCAGCUCUUCGAGCCGACGGGGCACUGCUGGGUUCACCGCUUGUGCGCAGCCUGGUCCGCCGGCGUGGAGCGUGCCGCAGCGGGGCUGGCUGGCGUGGGCAGAGCUGUUUUCUCAGGGAUCUCACAGAAAUGUGAACACUGUCGACGGAGGGGGGCCACCAUCCCGUGCUGGGCGGCCGGCUGCCCCCGGCUCUACCACUUCCCCUGCGCCGCCGCCAGCGGCUCCUUCCAGUCCAUGAAGACUUUGCGGCUCCUGUGUCCCGAGCACGUGGCCGAGGCGGCGCAGAUGGAGGACGCCCGGUGCGUGGUGUGCGACGGGCUGGGCGACGCGCGGGACCUGCUCUUCUGCACCAGCUGCGGGCAGCACUACCACGGCGCCUGCCUGGACAUCGCGCUCACGCCCCGCACGCGCUCGGGCUGGCAGUGCCCCGAGUGCAAAGUGUGCCAAACCUGCAGGCAGCCCGGCGAGGAUUCCAUGAUGCUGGUGUGCGAGGCGUGCGACAAGGGCUACCACACCUUCUGCAUGGAGCCGGCCAUCGAGGGCGUCCCUGCCGACUCCUGGAAGUGCAAGAACUGCAGGGUGUGCUCGGACUGUGGCCGGCGCCCGCCGGAGCUCGACCCCGGCUGCCAGUGGCACCGGAGCUACUCGGUGUGCGAGGGCUGCCAGCAGCGGCGCGGCGCGGAGGGAGCCUGCGGGGAGCAGGGAGAAGCCCCCCCACCGGACCCCGCGGCCCAGGCGUUGGUGGCCCCCGACCGCAGCGAGCUGGCGGAGGUGCCCGUGCCCCCGGCCGAGGCUGAGCCUGCGGGGAACAACGAGGAGCCGCAGCCCGGGGGGGACCCUGAGGUGGCACCCCCAGGCCAUGACGAGUCUCCCCCCGCUGAGCUGCCCCCCGAUGAGCCACCUCUUGAGAAGAGCCCCCCCGACGAGCUGCCUCCCGACGAGCCGCCCCUCGAGAAGGUGCCCCCCGAAGUGCUGCCCCUCGAGAAGUCACCCCCCGAUGAGCCGCCGCCCCUUGAGAAGCCCCCCCCUGAAGAGCUGCCCCUCGAGAAGUCUCCCCCCAAUGAGCUGCCCAUCGACGUGCACCCCCCGGAGGAGCCGCCUCCUUCUGUGCUGCCCCCCGACGAGCCCCCGCCUGACGAACUGCCCCUCGAGAGACCUCCCCUUGACGAGGCGCCCCCCACCGAGAUGCCCCUUGACGAAGUGCCCCCCAACGAGAUGCCCCUUGACGAGGCGCCCCCCGAUGAGAUGCCCCCCACCCAGAUGCCCCUCGCCGUACCACCUCUGGAGGAGCUGCCCCUCGACAAACCUCCGCUGGACAACUCGCCCCCUAACGAGCUGCCCCUGGACAAAUCGCCCCCCCACGAGCCACCCCUCGACGAGCCUUCCCCCGUUGAGCAGCCCCCCGACGGGUGGCCCCCCGGCGAGCCGCCCGUCGAUGAGCUGCCCCCCGAGGAGCCACCGCUGGACAAGCGACCCCCCAGCGAGCGGCCCCCCGAUGAGCUGCCCCUCGACGAGCAGCCCCCCGACGAGCCGCCCCGCAGCGAGCAGCCCGUUGAUGAGCUGCCCCCUAACGAACCGGCCCUCGAUGAGCUGCUCCCCGACAAGCCUCCCCUCGAUGAGCUACCCCCCCCUGAAGACCUACGCCCCGCCGAGCCGCUCCCCAGCGAGCUGUCCCCCGAGGAAGACCCCAAGCCACCAGGUCUCCUCCCCGAGGUGGUAGUGGCAGAGGAAGCGCCUGCCCUGGCCCCGGAGGUGCCCUCCGAAGAGGAGAUGGAGCUGGAGCCUGAGCCCUUGCUGCUCCCCGAGACCGCACCUCCGCCCCCUGCUCCCCCAGAUCUCUGUGCCGUGUCACCCGCUCGCCCCCCAGACCCCUCGCCCCACGCCCAGGAGGACGAGGUGCCCGAGCCCCCCAGCAGCCCCGGCACUGCCAUGGACACGGAGCCCCCUGGCUCCCCGCCGCCCCCCCUGGGCUCCCCCACCUGCACCCCGGCCCCUGCUGAGCCCCCUGAGGAAGAGGAGAUGGAGACGGGCGGUGGUGAGGGGAGCUCACCGAGCAGCCCCCCUGGAGACGGCCCCCACAUCAGCCCGGCCCCAGAACUAGGACCCUUCCCGGGCCUGCCUGAGGAAGAGGAGGAAGAGGAAGAAGAAGCACCGAGACUGGAGCGGGAGGGCACCAGCGGGAGCUCCCCACCCCUGAGCGAGGAGGACGGGCUGGAGGAAGGCCGGGCGGGGGGGGACCCUGAAUCCAAGGGGUCCCCCCUGCUCCUGGAACCGGAGGAGUUGGGCCCCGAGACCCCCAUGGAAGUGUGCCCGGCUGGGGAGAAGCUGCUGGAACGCGGCGACGAGGGGGGCCCCGAGCCCCCCGCCCUGCGCCCCCGGCCCGAUAUCCUCAAUGAGAUCUCCAACCUGAGCCAGGGGGACACGAGCAGCAGCUUCCCCGGCUCGGAGCCGCUGCUGGGCUCGCCGGACCCCGAAGGCGGGGGCUCGCUGUCCCUCGAGCUGGGGCUGGCCUCGGCCGACGCCAGCCUGCAGAAGGAGGACGCCGGGUCGCUGCCGCUGGGCGCCGAGACCGACGACUCGCUGCUCUUCGAGCCGGCCGCCAAAGGGGACGGGGACAAGAGCCGGCGGCGCAGCUCCCCGGGGCGCUCCCGUGUCAAGCAGGGUCGCAGCAGCAGCUUCCCCGGGCGGAGGCGCCCCCGAGGUGGGUCCCACGGGGGCCGGGGCCGGGGCCGUGCGCGCCUGAAGUCGACCACCUCGUCUGUUGACACCCUAGCACUCGCCGACGUGGAGAGCUCGCCCAGCAAGGAGGAAGACGAGGACGACGACGACACGAUGCAAAACACGGUCGUCCUCUUCUCCAACACCGACAAGUUUGUGCUCAUGCAGGACAUGUGCGUGGUGUGCGGCAGCUUCGGGCGCGGGGCCGAGGGGCACCUCCUGGCCUGCUCCCAGUGUUCCCAGUGCUACCACCCCUACUGUGUCAACAGCAAGAUCACGAAGGUGAUGCUGCUGAAGGGCUGGCGCUGCGUGGAGUGCAUCGUCUGCGAGGUGUGCGGCAAAGCCUCCGACCCCUCCCGGCUCCUGCUCUGCGACGACUGCGACAUCAGCUACCACACGUACUGCCUGGACCCGCCGCUGCAGACCGUGCCCAAGGGGGGCUGGAAGUGCAAGUGGUGCGUGUGCUGCGUGCAGUGCGGGGCGGCUUCCCCCGGCUUCCACUGCGAGUGGCAGAACAACUACACGCACUGCGCGCCCUGCGCCAGCCUCGUCGUCUGCCCCUUCUGCCGCGAGAAGUACGUGGAGGACGACCUGCUCAUCCAGUGCCGGCACUGCGAUCGGUGGCUGCACGCGGCGUGCGACAGCCUCUUCACGGAGGAGGAGGUGGAGCAGGCGGCAGAUGAAGGCUUCGACUGCAGCGCCUGCCAGCCCUACGUGGUCAAACCAGCCGUGCCCGCGCCUCCCUCGGAGAUCUCCGCGAAGGCCAAGGAGCCAGAGCCCCAGUAUUUCCGCUUCGAGGGCGUGUGGCUGACGGAGACGGGCAUGGCGGUGCUGCGCAACCUCUCCAUGUCGCCCCUGCACAAGCGGCGGCAGCGCAAGGCGCGCCUGGGCGCCCUGAACGGGGAAGGGGGGCUGGAGGGGGGAGACCCCCUGGGCCCCGAUGACAAGAAGGACGGCGACCUGGACGCCGACGAGCUGCUCAAGGCCGAAGUGGGGGUCGAGCACAUGGAGUGUGAAAUCAAACUGGAGGCGCUGGCCAGCCCCGACCGGGACGUGGGGGCCGAUGUGGACUCGGGGAAGGGGCUGGAGGACCCGGACGAGUGCAAGAAGAGGAAGCGCAAGCCCUACCGGCCGGGCAUUGGCGGCUUCAUGGUGCGACAGCGCAAGUCCCACACCCGCCUGAAGAAGGUCCCGGCGGUGCUGGCUGAAGUGGGGCGCGAGGGGCUGAGCGCCGAGGGGCACCCGGAGGACGGGACUCCCGGGGACCUCCCCGCCGAGGGCGGCCUGGAUCCAGGCUCGGCAGAGGGGGACGAGAAGAAGAAGCGGCGGGGGCGGAAGAAGAGCAAGCUGGAGGACAUGUUCCCCCCAUACCUGCAGGAGGCGUUUUUCGGGAAGGCGCUGAUGGACCUGAGCAGGAAGGCGCUGCUGGCGGCGGGCGGCGUGGGGGACGGCGCCGCGCGCCCCUCCCUGGGCCAGGGCGCCCCCCGGCACAAGGGGGACCCCAGUGUGGCCGGGGCGCUGCAGGGAGCCCCCCCCGACAGGAGGGAUCCCCCUGUGCACCCCAGAGGGGACGACAGCACCGAUGGCAGUGCCACAGCCCCCGAUGACGAUGGCAAGGACGACGCAAAGGCUGAGGACCUGGGGACCGACGACCCCAAGAACUCCCCAGACCCCGGGGACGCCGAGAAGCCGGCCACCCCCGGGGAGGGCGCUCUGAGCUCCGACCUUGACAAGAUCCCCACGGAAGAGCUGCCCAAGAUGGAGAGCAAGGACGUGCAGCAGCUCUUCAAGGACGUGCUGGGCUCGGCCGAGCGCGCGGAGCAGCCCCUGAACUGCGUGGCGGCGGGGAUGGAGGCCGGGGGCGCGGGGCAGGACCCCAGCCGGGCGCAGCGGCCGUUCCUGCCGGGAGACCUCCAGCUGCCGGGGCAGGGGAGCGUUUCUCUGGGCUCGCUCUCCGGAGCUGUCUCCUUGGAGUCGUAUUCGGGAGUCUGCCAGUCCCCGUUCCUCGAUAACCGGGAGCGGAGCGGCUUCUUCAGCCCAGAUCACUGCGAACCCGAGAGCCCCUGGGCCAGCAGCUCGGCCACCACCACCCCCUCGACCCCCACGACGCCCACGACGGAGGGCGAGGGCGACGGGCUGUCCUACAACCAGCGCAGCCUGCAGCGCUGGGAGAAGGACGAGGAGCUCGGCGAGCUCUCCACCAUCUCCCCCGUGCUCUACGCCAACAUGAACUUCCCCAACCUCAAGCAGGAUUAUCCAGGACUCCCAGACUGGUCGAGCCGCUGCAAGCAGAUCAUGAAGCUCUGGAGGAAGGUCCCCGCCACGGACAAAGCCCCCUAUUUGCAAAAGGCCAAAGAUAACCGGGCGGCUCAUCGCAUCAACAAGGUGCAGAAGCAGGCCGAGAGCCAGAUCAACAAGCAGACCAAAGGGGAGGGACUGCGCAAGCCGGAGAGGCCCUCGCUGCACCUGCGGAUCCCGGUGCCGCCGGGGACACAGCCCGUCUACAUCGGCAGCCCACCCGCCACGGGCGAGGGCUUCCUGAAGCCCCCCUCGGGGGCCGCCGGGGGGCCGGAAUCGCCCAGCGAGCUCUUCCUCAAGCUCCCCCCCCAGUCCCCUGCCCAAGUGCCUUCGCACGACCCCUACGGCGCGGUGCCCGCCUAUGCGCUGGAGCCCCGCUUCCCCUCGCCCCUGGGCCAGAGCCCCACGGCGGGCGCUGCCUUCCAGCCCUUCCCCGGCCAGCCCCUCGCCGGUCCCCGCACUCUCCCCGGCUCCCAGCCCCCCGACUUCCACCCCACGCCCCCCGGUACCCCUCGGCACCAGCCCGGCACCCCCGACCCCUUCCUGAAGCCCCGGUGCCCCUCCUUGGACAACCUCUCGGUGCCGGGGAGCCCCAGCGCCCGCCCUCCCGAGGCCCUGCUCUCACCCCUGCCUUUCGGGGAGCAGAAGAAAGGCCUGGAGGUAAAGAAGGAAGAGGGAGGGGGGAGCCUGGGGGUCUGCUCGCCCGGCUACGCGCCCACCAUGGGCUAUGGGGACUCCCCGGGCGGCCCCCACCUCUCCGCUGCGGAGCUGAAGGCGGCCGACGUCUUCAAAGCCCCCAUGACCCCGCGGGUUUCUCAGGUAGAGCCGCAGAGCCCGGGGCUGGGGCACCGCCCCCCCGACCCCCAUCCCUUGGCCCCCUCGCCCCCCAACCACCCCGACCUCUACCGCCAGUCGCCCUACCCCGACCCCUACGCGCAGCCCCCGCUGACCCCCCGGCCGCAGCCCCCUCCCGAGGCCUGCUGCGCCCUCCCGCCGCGCUCCCUGCCCUCCGAGCCCUUCUCCCGCGUCCCCGCCAGCCCCCAGUCCCAGUCCAGCUCCCAGUCCCCCCUCACACCCCGGCCGCUCUCCAACGAAGCCUUCUGCCAGUCGCCCGUCACCCCUCGCUUCCAGUCCCCGGACCCUUACUCCCAGCCCCCCUCCCGGCCCCAAUCCCGGGACCCCUUCACCCCCCUGCACAAACCGCCCCGGCCCCAAAUGCCGGAGCCGGGCUUCAAGUCGGUGCCCCUCUCGCACAGCCCCGCGGCCGGCGGGGGUUUUGGGACCACCCCAGCGGGCGAGCCCCACACCAAGGUGCCGGGUGGGCAGCAGCAGCAUCCCCCCUUCGCCCGUUCCCCCGGCGCCAGCGUCUUCCCGGGCAGCCAGCCCCCCAUGCGCUUCACCUUCCCCCCGGCCGUCUCGGAGCCGCUCAAGGGUUCCCCGUCCCACCAGCCCCACGGGAUCAACAGCCAUUUUGUCCCCGGCAAGCCCCAGAGCUCAGCCUACGCCUCGUCCCCCGGCUUCCACCAGGCUGGCAGCCCCCUGGGGCCGGGCACCGGGGCUGCCGACACCACCUACAGCCUCUCGCCCCUCCGGCCGCCCUCGGUGCUGCCCCAGCAGCCCCCAGCGCCCCCCCAGCAGCCGGAUGCCACCAUCGCCUUCCUGCCCCGAGCCGCCCUGGGGGCUGACAAGAGGGAGGAGGCGGCUGCGGGGCUCACGGCACCCCCAAACCGGGACCUGGCCGAGCUGCCCGGUGGCCAGGACGGGGCCAUGGCCACCAUGAGUCAGUCGGAGCUGGAGAAGCAGAGGCAGCGCCAGCGGCUCCGCGAGCUGCUCAUCCGCCAGCAGAUCCAGCGCAACAGCCUGCGGCAGGAGAAGGAGAGCGCGGCGGCCGCUGCCACCCCCUCGCCCGCGAGCUGGGCCCCCGAGGCCGGCAGCCAGAGCUUUGAGCUGAGCCGCGGCAUGGCCGCCUACCAGCCGGCACAGGAUAAGGGUCUUUUGGGGUCGCUGGCCACCGCGGCCGGCAGUGGGAAGAUGCCCGGCUCGGUCAUGGUGCAGGCGGCGUUCGCGCAGGAUGAGCGGCUCUCCCGGCCCCCGCCGGCCGCCACCCCGGCUGCCCUGGACAUGAACGGGAGGGCGGCAGUGGGGCCCCCCCAGGCCUUUUACCCUCGCGGGGUCUUCCCGGCGCCGUCCCCGCAGCAGCACCUCUGGCAGCAGCAGCAGCAGCAGGCAGCCGCGGCCCUGCGGCUCCCCGUCACCUCCCGCUUCGCCCCCCCAGCCGCUGGCACCCCCGUGGGCAGCCUGGGCGCCCGCCUGCCAGCGCCCGCCGAGCCGGUGCCCGCUUCACCCGGCACCCUGGGCGCACCCUUCAUCGAGCUGCGGCACAACGUGCAGAAGGGGCCUGGGGGGGUCGUGGGCUCCCCCUUCGCUCCCCAGGCUCCCCGACCUCGCUUUUUCCUGCCCGGGGAGGAGGGCGCCCCGCAGCCCCUCUGCGCCCCCACCAUGCCCAUGCAGGCACUCCCCGCCCCGGCGCUGCAGCCCCAGAAGAUGCCGGUGCCUCUGCCGCCCGCCUCGCCGCAAGGCGCCGAGAUGAGCAACAGCCACCACCAGCUGCACGCCAAAGCGGUGCCCCCCGUGCCGCUGCCCGCCCCCAGCCUGGAGCUGCAGCACGUCCCCCCGCGCCCGCUCUCCUCCAGCUCUGCCCUGCGCCCCGAGGGUCCCAAGGAAGGCCCCGCACCGGCUCCAGCCCCGGGCAAGAGCCAGCUGAGCCUGGAGGGCGGACGGCUGCCCUGCGAGGUGCCGGUGGAGCCCGAUUUGGACGACGACUUCGGCUCCCACAAGGACCUGGAAGACGACGACGAUUUGGCAAAUCUGAGCCUGGAUCCGGACGUGGCCAAAGGGGACGAUGACUUGGGCAACCUGGACAGCCUGGAGACGGCGGACCCCCACCUGGACGAUCUGCUGAACGGCGACGAGUUCGACCUGCUGGCCUACACCGACCCUGAGCUGGACACGGGCGACAAGAAGGACAUCUUCAACGAGCACCUGCGCCUGGUUGAGUCGGCCAACGAGAAGGCUGAGCGUGAGGCCCAGCUCAAGACCGAGCCAGCGGGACCCAGCUUGAAGCUCCCCGAUCCUGGCGACGGCAAAGACCCGGCCCCGUCGGCGGAGAACCAGGAGGUGCCCAAGGAAGGGCUGGUGCCGGGGGUGGGCUUGGGGCCCGCUCCCUGCCCGCCUGGCACCGCGCUGGCGCCCGAGCCAGCCUUCAAGGCGCAGGGUUUGGAGGCGAAGGCACUGCCCACCGACGUCAAGCCCAAGCUGGAGGAAGGCUGCCUGAAGACAUCACCCUGCCAGUUCACCACCGGUGGCCCCGAGCGGCUCCCAGUCCCCGUCAAGUCGGAGGCCCUGCAGAGCACGGAUAAGAUCUCUGCCUCUUUGGGGCUGACCCUCAAGCCCGGCCAGAACCUCCUGAGCCCCGGCGCCGGCCCUGCUCGCCUCGGCUUGACUCACUUCCCAAACAGCGGCUCUGUGCUGGAGAAGGACCCUUACGCUGGCCCUGGCCGCGGGCUGGCCCCUGCCCAGCUGGGCAGCCAGAGCAAUCCUCUGCUGGAGAAGUUUGAGCUUGACAGCAGGGCGCUGGGCUUGGGCAGCGCCCGGCACUCACCAGCCGAUGAUCUGGACAAAAUGGAGAGCUCGCUGGUGGCCAGCGAGCUGCCGCUGCUCAUCGAGGACCUGCUGGAGCACGAGAAGAAGGAGCUGCAGAAGAAGCAGCAGAUGUCAGCCCACCUGCCCCGGGGCACCCCGCACCUCCCGGCCCCAGGGCACCCCAUGCUGCACGCAACGGCGGCUGGGCAGCCCCUGGAGGCGCAGCCGCCCCGCCUGGGCACCCCGCAGCCCCCCCUCCAGCUGGGGAUGGUGGCCAGACCGCAGCUUAUGCCACCGCAGCCCCCCCGGCUCGGCACUCCCCAGCAGGGCCCGGCGCUGGCCCCCCACAUGGGCAUGGCUCCGGGGCAGCCCCACGUCCUGGCAGCCCCGCACGGAGUGCAGGUGGCCCUGACGCAGCCGCAGCAGAGCCAGCAGCAGGUGCUCGUGCAGAAGCCGAUGGCCGGGGUGCAGCCGCCGGCCCUGGGCCUGAAGCCCCCCCAGCUCGUCAUGCAGCAGCAGUUGGCCAACAGCUUCUUCCCAGACACAGACCUGGACAAGUUUGCUGCCGAGGACAUCAUGGACCCCAUUGCCAAGGCGAAGAUGGUGGCGCUGAAAGGCAUCAAGAAGGUGAUGGCCCAGGGCAGCAUCGGGGUGGCCCCGGGCAUGAACAGGCAACAAGUUUCCCUGCUGGCUCAGCGGCUCUCGGGAGGCCCGGCCGUGUCGGAGAUGCAGAACCACAUGCUGGCAGGGAGCGGGCAGGAGCGGAGCGGCACCGACCCAACGCAGGCUCGCCCCAACCCCCCCACCUUCGCACAAGGCGUCAUCAACGAGGCCGACCAGCGGCAGUACGAGGAGUGGCUCUUCCACACGCAGCAGCUCCUGCAGAUGCAGCUGAAGGUGCUGGAGGAGCAGAUCGGGGCGCACCGCAAGUCGCGCAAGGCGCUCUGCGCCAAGCAGCGCACCGCCAAGAAGGCCGGCCGGGAGUUCCCCGAGGCCGACGCCGAGAAGCUGAAGCUGGUUACGGAGCAGCAGAGCAAGAUCCAGAAGCAGCUGGACCAGGUGCGGAAGCAGCAGAAGGAGCACACCAACCUCAUGGCCGAGUACCGCAACAAGCAGCAGCAGCACCAGCACCAAGCCUCGGCCGUCAUGGCCCUGAGCCCUUCGCAGAGCCCCCGCCUCAUGUCCAAGCUCCCCGGGCAGCUCCUCUCGGCGCACGGCGUCCAGCAGCCGCCGGGGGCCGUGGUGGGUGCCCAAGGCCUUGGCCAGCAGCCGGGGCAGCCUGGGGGGCUGCGCCUGCCCCAGGGCGGCGUGUCCAUGGCCGUGCAGCAGGGCCUGUCCUUCAUGGGCCAGCAGGCGGUGGGGAACGCCCCGGUGCCCGGCACCUCCAACACUUUCUUCCCCGGGAACCCUGCGCUCCGCGGGCUGGCCGCCGACAGCCGUCUGAUGCAGGAGAGGCAGCUUCAGAGGAUGCAGCUGGCCCAGAAACUGCAGCAGCAGCAGAAUAUGCUGGGGCAGGUGUCCCUGCAGCAGCAGCAACAGGGUGUGAUGGGACAGGCGGCGAUGCAGCAGCCGGGCGUCAUGGGGCAGGUGUCGAUGCAGCAAGCGGGUGUCAUGGGACAGACUUCGAUGCAGCCACAGGGCAUCAUGGCCCAGACUUCAAUGCAGCAGCCUGGUGUCAUGGCACAGACACCGAUGCAGCAGCCGGGUGUCAUGGGACAAGCCUCCAUGCAGCAGCCAGGCGUCAUGGGACAAACUUCAAUGCAGCAGCCGGGCGUCAUGGGACAAGGUUCAAUGCAGCAGCCGGGGGUCAUGGCCCAGACUUCGAUGCAGCAGCCGGGGGUCAUGGGACAAGGCUCCCUGCAGCAGCCGGGCGUCAUGGCCCAGACCUCGAUGCAGCAGCCGGGCGUCAUGGGACAAGGCUCGAUGCCAGCAGCCAUGGUAGGGCAGCAGCAGGUGGCAGCAGCCCCGCAGCCGGGGGCCGUGGGGCAGCCCAUGGUGCCGAAGCAGCCGGCGGUGAUGGGCAGCCAGCAGAGCCUGCUGGUGCAGCAGCUCUCGCCCCAGCAGCAGCAGCAGCAGCAGCAGCCGGGCUUGCUGGGCCACGCGCCUGGGCUGCAGCACCAGGCGGUGCUGGGCCACCCCCCGCCCCAGCGCCAGGUCCUUCUUGCCCAGCACCAGCAGCGGGUGCUGGGGUCGCCCCAGCUGGCACCGCAGCCUCCGGGGAUGCUGGGGCACCGCCUCGUGCUCUCCCAGCAGCUGGGGCAGGCGCGGGCGCUGCUGGCCCCGCAGCAGCAGAACUCGGCAGCCGCCCAGCCGGGCCUCCUGGGCUUGGGCCAGGGGCAGCCCCCCAUCCAGCACUUUCAGCAGCAUGGGGCGAUGGGCCAGGCUCCCUCCGUGCUGCACCUGAGUCAGGGAAUGCAGCCGGCCCCGGUGGUCCUGGCUGCCAAGGACCAACCCGGAGGAGCGGAUGGCAGCACCCUGCCCACCGAGGGCAGCGAGAGCGGGGGGCAGCUGCACGGAGGGGGCCCUCAGGAGCAGCAGCAGGGAGCCCUCAACCCCCCAGGGCUGGGGGCGCCGGAGCCCCAAGCCCCCAAGCACCAGGCUGAGCUGGGGCAGGGUCAGCAGCUCCUCUUGGGCUCCCCGCAGCCGGGCGUCCUGGGCUCCCUGCCUGCCCAACUGGGGCUGCGGGCGGCCACUGCACCGGGCCCCUUGCUAGCCCCACCGCAGAGCCCCGGGGCCACGCGCCCGGAGCUGCCCCAGCUGCAGGGGGACACCCCUGGGGCUGCAGAGCCGCAGACGGGCUGCGGGACGGGCAAGGUGCCGGCAGGCUCAUUGCAGGGCCAGCCGCAGCCCCCCCGGCUCCAGAGCCCCGGGCAGCCCAAAGCAGGGCCAGCGCCGCAGCUGGGGGCCACCGCCACCACCGCGCUGUCCCCAGGCCUCCUGGGGCAGGUGCCGGGGCCGGUGAUGGGCCAGAUCCGGGCUCAGCUCCAGGGUGUCCUGGCCAAAAACCCGCAGCUGCGGCACCUCACGCCCCAGCAGCAGCAGCAGCUCCAGGCCCUCCUGGUGCAGCGGCACCAGCAGAGCCUGCUGCAGCAGAGCCAGGCGCUCCGGCAGCCCGGCCCCUUCCCCGGGCAGGCCCCGGAGCACAGCCCCCAGGCACGCCAGCCUCCUCCCCGCCCGCUGGGACCCCUCUUCCAGGCCCGGCCGGGUGCCCCGGCAGAGGAGCAGGGUGCGGGCGGGCAGGCACGGGGGCAGCCCCCUACCAGCACCCCUCAGCAGCCCCUGGCCGAGCUGGUGCAGGCAGCCCUGGCUGCUCGUGGCCCCCAGCCUGGUCUUGUCCGGCUCCCCACACCGCCAGCCCCCUCACCCCUGGGUACGGGCUGCAUCCCCCAGCACCUGGCCAGCCCCGAGCAGAGUCCCCAAGAGCCAAAGAAGAUGUCACCGGGGGUCCCGGCCUCGGCCCCCAGCCCCGCGGAGCAGGGGCUAGCACCCGAUGCGGCGCGUGGCCCCUGGGACCCCGAGGCGCCCGGUGCGGACCCAGCUGACCCCACUGAGUCCCACGUCAACGGGGCUGUGCCGGUGGGCGAGCCCCCCCAGGUGUCGGUGAAGCAGGAGCCCAAGGAGGAUGCGGCAGCGGCGGCAGCGGCGCAAUGCGAGCUGGAGGGGGAUGAGGCAGCCAGGCUGGAGGCCAACGGGGAGCCCGGGGCUGCCCAAGCCAGCAGCCCGCUGGUGCCAGGAGGCCGUUCCGAUGCUGGUCACCUCCUGCUGCAGAAGCUGCUGAGGGCCAAGAACGUGCAGCUCUCGGCACAGUGCCCAGGCGAGCUCAACGGGCACGCCGAGGGCCGGGGCACCGGGAUGGAGCCGCGGCCGCAGUCGGUGCUGCUGGGCCGGGAGGACCCCUCCAUCGCCCGCAAGCCAGCAGCCACCAAACCCAAACGGGUGCAGAAGGGGAACGAGCGGGUCCCGGCCUCCCGCAAGAAACUGCGCAAGGACGAGGGGCUGCGGCCCGGCGAGGCGCUGAUGAAGCAGCUCAAACAGGAGCUCUCGCUGCUGCCGCUGACGGAGCCGACCAUCACAGCCAACUUCAGCCUCUUCGCGCCCUUCGGCAGCAGCCCCAUCAACGGCAAGAGCCAGCUGCGGGGCGCCUUCGGCAGCGCCGUGCUGGACAGCGUGCCCGACUACUACUCCCAGCUGCUCACCAAGAACAACCUCAGCAACCCACCCACGCCGCCCUCCUCGCUGCCCCCCACGCCGCCCCCCUCCGUGCAGCAGAAGAUGGUGAACGGCGUCACGGCCCCCGAGGAGCUGGGCGAGCAGCCCAAGGACGCCGACCCGGCCCGCGAGCCCCACGGCCAGAAAGACACGUCGGCUGUGGAGGUGAAGAGCCUGGACCUGCUGGCGGCUCUGCCCACCCCCCCGCACAACCAAACCGAGGACGUUAGGAUGGAGAGCGACGACGAGAGCGACUCCCCCGACAGCAUCGUGCCGGCCUCGUCCCCUGAGAGCGUGCUGGGCGAGGAGCUGCUCCGCUUCCCCCUGCUCAGCGAGGCCAAGCCGGAGCUGGAGGAGCGCGUGCUGUCCCCCAUCAUCCCCAUCAUCCCCCGCGCCAGCAUCCCAGUGUUCCCUGACACGAAGCCCUACGAGGCCGCCGAGCCUUUCGGGGCACCUCCGGGGAAGGUGGGGGCAGCCGGCCUGGGCGCCCCGUGGGAGAAGGGCAAGAGCAGCGAGGUCUCCGUCAUGCUGACCGUGUCUGCGGCAGCCGCCAAGAACCUCAACGGGGUGAUGCUGGCCAUGGCCGAGCUGCUGAGCGUGAAGAUCCCCAGCUCCUACGAGGUGCUGUUCCCCGACGGCCCCAUGCGAGCGGCCGUGGUCGAGGCUAAGAAGGUGGAGGUGGACGUGGCCGGGAUGCUGGGUGGCAAGGAGAAGGCGGCGCUGGCCGGGAAGGUGCCGGAGAGCAGCUCGGAGUGGCUGAAGCAGUUCGAUGCGGUGCUGCCCGGGUACAGCCUCAAGGGCGAGCUGGACCUCCUGACGCUGCUCAGACAGGAGAGCCCUGUGCCCGAGAAGACCCUGCACCACGGCUAUGUCAACAACGUCUCCAACCUGGACGUGCGGCAGCUCUCCGUCAUGCCCCAGGAGCCCUCGCCCCCCUUGUCCCCCUCCGUCCCCUCCCCAUCCAGCCCUGCCGAGGCCGCCAGGGUCCCCGACCCCGAGGCUGCCCACGAGGCGGCCCCGGCACCCCCCUCGCCACUGCCCCCCGCCCCCUCGCCGGCCCCAGGGGAAGAGGGGGCCGCAGCCCCCCACUCGCCGCCCCGCUUCAAGCCGCGCUCGCGGCCGCCGGAGGACGGGGACGAAGCACGGCCCCGGCUGAAGAAGUGGAAGGGGGUGCGGUGGAAACGGCUGCGCUUCCUGGUCACCAUCCAGAAAGGGGGGGCCAAGCGGGACGGCGACAAGGAGAUCGCGGAGUUCAUCGACAAGCUGGGCACCACGCUGCGCCCCGAGAAGGUGCCGCGGGACCUGCGCAAGUGCUGCUUCUGCCACGAGGAGGGCGACGGGGCGACGGACGGGCCGGCCCGCCUGCUCAACCUCGACCUCGACCUCUGGGUCCACCUGAACUGCGCCCUGUGGUCCACGGAGGUCUACGAGACGCAGGGGGGGGCCCUGAUCAACGUGGAGGUGGCCCUGCACCGCGGGCUGCUCACCAAGUGCUCCCUGUGCCAGAAAACCGGCGCCACCAACAGCUGCAACCGCAUCCGCUGCCCCAGCGUCUACCACUUCGCCUGCGCCAUCCGCGCCAAGUGCAUGUUCUUCAAGGACAAGACGAUGCUGUGCCCCCUGCACAAGCUGAAGGGCCCCUGCGAGCAGGAGCUGAGCACCUUCACCGUCUUCCGGCGCGUCUACAUCGAGCGGGACGAGGUGAAGCAGAUCGCCAGCAUCAUCCAGCGGGGCGAGCGGCUCCACAUGUUCCGCGUGGGCGGGCUGGUCUUCCACGCCAUCGGGCAGCUCCUGCCGCACCAGAUGGCCGACUUCCACAGCGUCACGGCCCUCUACCCCGUGGGCUACGAGGCCACGCGCAUCUACUGGAGCCUGCGGACCAACAACCGCCGCUGCUGCUACCGCUGCACCAUCUGCGAGAACAACGGCCGCCCCGAGUUCGUCGUGCAGGUCAUCGAGCAGGGCCUGGAGGACCUGGUCUUCUCCGACUCUUCGCCGCAGGCCGUCUGGAACCGGAUCAUCGAGCCGGUGGCGAUGAUGAGGAAGGAGGCCGACAUGCUGCGGCUCUUCCCCGAGUACCUGAAGGGCGAGGAGCUCUUCGGCCUCACGGUGCACGCGGUGCUGCGCAUCGCCGAGUCGCUGCCCGGCGUGGAGAGCUGCCAGAACUACCUGUUCCGCUACGGGCGCCAUCCGCUCAUGGAGCUACCGCUGAUGAUCAACCCCACCGGCUGCGCCCGCGCCGAGCCCAAGAUCCUCACCCACUACAAGCGGCCCCACACCCUGAACAGCACAAGCAUGUCCAAGGCCUACCAGAGCACGUUCACGGGCGAGACCAACACGCCCUACAGCAAGCAGUUCGUGCACUCCAAGUCCUCCCAGUACCGGCGCCUGAAGACGGAGUGGAAGAACAACGUCUACCUGGCGCGGUCCCGCAUCCAGGGCCUGGGGCUCUACGCCGCCAAGGACAUCGAGAAGCACACCAUGGUCAUCGAGUACAUCGGCACCAUCAUCCGCAACGAGGUGGCCAACCGGCGCGAGAAGAUCUACGAGGAGCAGAACCGUGGCAUCUACAUGUUCCGCAUCAACAACGAGCACGUCAUUGACGCCACGCUGACGGGGGGCCCGGCCAGGUACAUCAACCACUCGUGCGCCCCCAACUGCGUGGCCGAAGUCGUGACCUUCGACAAGGAGGACAAGAUCAUCAUCAUCUCCAGCCGGCGCAUCCCCAAGGGGGAGGAGCUCACCUACGACUACCAGUUCGACUUCGAGGACGAUCAGCACAAGAUCCCCUGCCACUGCGGAGCCUGGAACUGCCGAAAGUGGAUGAACUAGCUGCGAGA